UACACACAAUAGAGCCAGUACUUACACCGGAAGAAGUGCUGACGGAUAUUGGUGGCGGUGAGUCCUACCGUAAUAGGGUCACCAUAUAAGUCCCACAGCCUUCAUCAAACACCUUGCUGAAAUCAUUGCUCGAUUGAAGCAAACUCCAUUACAAAAUGAGUGUGCCGUCUCAAUGUGUCUCUCUUGCCCAGCUGGACCUGAUGUCAGACUGGUCAUCAGAAGAGACCUCGCCUUCGACCUACUCGGUGGCAUCCUACUCCAGCUUAGACGUGUGGAGGACAUCAAAGUGCGACAGCCCUAACAAGAGCUUCUAUGGUGCCUCGCCGCGCGAGAGCGAGGAGGACAGUAACAGCAUGCACGCCGCGGCACAAGUUCGGAGCCAACCGACAAGAAGACGCUCCCUAGUAUACGACAAUCUCACCAGCAGGGCAGCUCGGACGCCCAUCAGACAUGUCAGUGCAUUGAGUGAUUGCAACGUCAAAAAGCCAAAGCAUAAGAGUAUGAGCCAUCCUGCUUCAAUAGAUUGGUUCUUCAGCACUUUUCUAUCAGCCGCAACAAUCACUGACAAUGAACGCUGUCUGCUGGAGGAACUGGUGCCGGAGAGCGUGGUUGACGCAUUGUCCGUCGAGGCUGUGGCCGAAACCCGCUUGGCAAAGUCGCGGUCCGUUUCUGCCCGCUCGUGCGAGCCACCUAGCACGUGGCUAGAUCCAGUCUUUGAGCGAAAGAGAAGAAGAAGGACGUCUUGUAAGACCUGGCAUUUUGAGGCAGAUAAGCACCAAACAGAAUUGGAUGCCAGAUUUGUUGAUUGCAGUGCCACGGCUGAUCAGCGUUGGGAACAGCCUAAGGUGUUUCGGACGUGAGCGAGAGCCGCCGACGGCGAGGUCAUGCAGCAUAUCGGCUGGAUCAGUCCGCUUCAGUGCUGGCAGAUGGAUCAAGGAACAUGUUAUUCGAAAUGUCAAACAUCCAGUCUUCCCCUUGUAAAAUGGCUGCGAAAUCGAUGGAGUUGUAAGCCUGGAAUUCGUCAGGAUUCUGCUGCAAUGGGCUUGCGGAGAUGUCUUUUGGGGAUUUGGAACGGUGAAUAAGACGCUUGACAAGCAGGUAGAAGUUCUGACAAGGGUGCUGCUUCAGUAGGAUGGCAGUUCGCUCGACCUGGACUAAUAACGCACUCUCUUGGUCAGGGUUUGGGUAAAUCUGCAG
This is a messenger RNA of Exophiala viscosa, 1197 nucleotides long. RefSeq lists its product as uncharacterized. Bases 156 to 860 code for a protein of 234 amino acids. Lineage: Eukaryota; Fungi; Ascomycota; Eurotiomycetes; Chaetothyriales; Herpotrichiellaceae. The transcript has a single exon. The record is from RefSeq and is a predicted model, not a curated record.